UAAUGACUGGGAUCUAUGAGGAUACCUGUACACCGACAACAUGAGCGUAGUUAGUGGAGGUGAGCAGAGCGCCAAGCACCAAGACCAUGAUGAUGGCCCGUUACCAGGAGAUGAUGAAAGGCAGGAGGAGUCGGUACGCCCAGAGGACUCUUCCAGUCAGAUAGCGUCAACGACAAGCACAACGAAGUCGUCACUGGGUAGAACCAGGAGAAGGCUUGUUGCCAAGAUGGCAGCGCUUGAAGCAGAGGCAGCAUGCUUACGAGAGAUACAGGUGAUAGAGCUCGAAGAGUUGAAACUGCGUCAAAGAAAGCAAGAGCUCGCAAUCAAGACCAAGAUGGACAUGGCAAAGGCGGAAGAAAUAGUUUACGCCAUCGAUGGGGACAGUCUUCAGACGACACCCCCAAGUUUGACACCAUCACCAGUACUGAGUGACAAGCAGGAGUCACAGAAGGACAGUUUGCAUGAAGCAGGGGAUGAGCAGACACCCCGGAAGGAGCCAGGUUACUCCCCUGUGGAUAGUCCGUCAAUUACGACACCGAAGAAUGGAGAGCACUCCGCAGACAAGCUCAAGACAGCCCCUAUGGAUGAUGACAACCCAGAAAAGGAAGCCUCGCUGAUGGAAUUGGUAAAAACGGGGCAACAACAGCAGCGAUGCAUGCUGGCAACGAUGCAACUUCCGAGAGCAGAGUUGCCAACCUUCGACGGCAACCCACUGCAAUACUGGACCUUUCUGCGUGCAUUCGAGAACAGUGUAGACAUUGCAGAUAUUGACGACAGUGCCAAGCUAGUAAGGCUUCUGAAAUACUGUACUGGAAAGGCAAGAAAGAUCAUAGAGUGUUGUGCCAUAAUGGCGCCAAGUGUUGGCUACAAGAGGGCCAAGGCACUUCUCCAAGAACGCUUCGGCAGUGAUUAUGUCAUAGCUGAGGCAUGGGUAAAUAAGGUAACCAAAGGUGUACCCUUGGCUUCCCAUGAUAAAGUAGGGCUAAGAGAGUAUGCUGAUGACCUCAAAGUUUGUAAGGAAACAUUGGACACAAUGGGAUAUAUUCAGGAAAUAGGAACCCAAGGUGUAAUGGUAAAACUUGUAGAGAAGCUGCCCGGUUAUUUACGUAAUCGAUGGAUAAAACUUGUAAGGGGGCUUCGGAAGAGUGACAAGUGUCCUAAGAUUGCUGAUUUGGUUGAGUUUGUUGAAGAUGCGGCCCAGGAGGCCAAUGAUCCUGUAUAUAGUAAUUUGCAUGCAAGUACAUAUAAGCCACACAGACCAGAGAUGAGAUCUAGAGUAACCAGACCAGACAAAACUAGCUAUGCAUUGUCAACCAUUAGCAAGAUGAAUGAACAUGUACAUGUAACAUGUGUGAUGUGUAAGGGUAACCAUACACUGUUUGGUUGUUCUGAAUUCAAGGGUAAAACCCCACAAGAGCGGUUUAACUUUGCCAAAGCUGAAAGAUUGUGUUACAAUUGUUUAAGGCCAGGUCAUGUUUCAAGUGCAUGUAGUUUGCAUAGAGUUUGUUCUGUUGCAGGGUGCGGUAAAAGACACACAAAGUUCUUGCAUCCAUUAAAGCAGACACCGUCAUCUGGUGUUGAAGAUGAUAGACCAGCUGGGCCGGAGGCAACAGCGCAAAGUAGCUUCACUGAGACGGAUCAUGGCACAUCUUGCGUCACAGGGGUCGGGGUGUACAGAGUUGCCCUACCUAUCAUUGCAGUGAAGGUCAGUGCAGUAGAUGGCGAUUGUAGCGUUGACACUUAUGCUCUUCUUGACAAUGGUUCAACAAGCAGUUUCUGUACGGAGGAGCUUGCAUGUCGACUGAGCAUCAAAGGUAAAAGGCAAUCCUUGACCCUAACGACAAUGACAAAGGCAAAGGUCAAGACUGAAACAACCGUCGUCAGCUUGGUGGUGAACAGUUUUGACCAACAAGCGGCAGUUAAACUUGAUAAGGUUUAUACACGACACUCACUUCCGAUUAAUGACGACAACAUUGCUGAGCCAGAAGACAUCACGAAAUGGCCACAUCUGCGAGACAUCAGCAUCCCCCAGGUUGAGAAGGGCAAGGUACACCUCUUGAUUGGUCAAGACUCGCCAGAGGCACUCCUUCCAUUGGAAGUGAGAAGUGGUGAAACAAAGGCACCGUAUGCUACCAGAACUCGACUUGGAUGGUCCUUAAAUGGGCCGUUGGGAAUGUCCAUGAGGCCUGCGGUAACGUCAAGCUAUGUGGCAGUUGAUGAUGCUCUUGAGCAACAGCUGCAGAGAUUCUGGAAAUUGGAUGCUGCUGAGUCACUGUAUGACGACGACAAGGGCAUGUCAGUCCAAGACAAGAGAGCAAUUGCAUUGUGGGAGAGCACCGUUUGCAUGAAAGAUGGCCAUUAUGAACUGCCAAUACCGUUCAAGAACAACCCGCCAAGGCUUGCUGACAAUCGAAUGGUCGCAGAGCAACGCCUGACUUCAUUGGGCAGACGUCUAGAGAGGGAUCAUGAGUUGAAGUCACGCUACAUAGAAGGCAUGAAAAACCUGGUUGAUAAUGGAUAUGCUGAGGCACUAGGAGAUGAUUGCGUGACAGAUACGGCCAUAUGGUAUCUACCACAUCACCCGGUACUCGAUUCAGGUAAACAAGGGAAGAUGCGUAUCGUCUUCGACUGUGCAGCUAAACACCAUGGUCAGUCCUUGAACACGCAGACAAUCAGUGGGCCAGACCUGACAAACAAGUUGUUAGGCGUACUCCUUCGCUUCCGACAAGAACAAGUGGCAGUUUUGGCAGACGUUCGUGCCAUGUUCCACCAGGUCAGAGUGUCCCCGGAAUGUCGAGACGUCUUGCGUUACCUUUGGUGGCCUGACGGUGAUACUUCACGUGAACCGGCUGUGCACAGGAUGACUGCACACCCUUUUGGCGGGACAUGGAGUCCCAGUUGCUGUUCCUUUGCCUUACGACAUACCGCCGAGGACAACCGUCACGAAUUCCAACCAGACACAGUCAAUUGCGUCAUGCGCAAUUUCUACGUAGAUGACUGCCUAGUCUCACUUGCAACUGAAGUUGAGGCUAUUCGAGUUUCUAGAGAACUACGAGAACUUCUGUCCAGAGGUGGUUUUCAGUUGACGAAGUGGUUGAGUAACAGCCCUCAAGUUCUUGAGUCAACCCCACAGGAAGAUAGAGCCGUGGGUGUCAGGGGGCUAGACCUGAAUCAUGAAGCGCUACCUACAGAGAGGGCCUUGGGUAUGCAGUGGGACGUCGAGACUGACUGCUUCGGGUAUAAAGUGAGCCAAAGGGAAAAACCCUUGACAAGGAGGGGGUUACUAAGUAUUGUUUCCUCCAUCUAUGACCCGCAUGGAUUUGCGAGUCCCUUCACGCUGUUAGCCAAGAAGAUUGUCCAAGACUUAAGCAGGAAGAAGUUGGGUUGGGACGAAGAGCUACCGUCACAACACAGAGAGGAUUGGCAACGUUGGAAGCAGGACUUGGGAAAGCUCGAACAGCUGCGGAUAAACCGAUGUAUCAAGCCCUAUGGGUACAAGGAUGGCGUCAGUUAUCAGUUGCACCACUUUUCCGACGCGUCUGAGGCAGCUUACGGAGCUGUAACUUACCUUCGUAUGGUGAAUUCUGCAGGCCUCAGCCAUACCUGUCUGCUAUUAUCAAAGUCACGUCUGGCACCUUUGAAGAAGGUUACGAUACCAAGGCUUGAGCUGACGGCUGCGACACUCUCUGUGAGGCUGGAUGCAAUGAUCAAGAAGGAGUUUGACCUACCUUUGGAAGAAUCAGUUUUCUGGACUGAUAGCACAAUAGUGCUUCGAUACAUCUAUAAUGAACAGAAGCGUUUCCACACCUUUGUGGCAAACAGAGUAGCCGUCAUCCAGAACCAGUCAAGUUUUCAUCAGUGGCGUCAUGUGAAAAGCGGGUUAAACCCGGCAGAUGUUAUCACCAGAGGGCAAAUGGUAGAUGAGCUGCUGGCCAACCAGGAGUGGUUGAUUGGUCCUGAAUUCUUACGCCAAGAAGACAACAUGUGGCCAAGUUUACCGAUCUCGACAACUCUUGACGAUAAAGAUCCAGAAGUGAAGCUUGAGAAGGAGAUAGUCACCAUUUAUGCCACCCAACAUACAGACUCAGCUAACCCAACCGACAGAUUGAUGGCCAGACACUCCUCAUGGUAUGAGCUGAGAAGAAGUGUUGCAUGGAUCUUGCGAGUGACUGACAGUCUGCUAAGAAGAAUCAGAAAGCAACCAGCAAUACAAGACAUGAAGACGCUGACAACGAACGACCUAGCCAGGGCAGAGGCUGCCAUCGUAAGAUACAUUCAAGCCCAGUCCUUCCAGGAGGAGUUCAGCAGCUUGAAGAAGGGUGAAGAUAAGGCUCAGAAGCUUAGGUCUGAAAAGAAGAAGAAAGGUCAACUGUACAAGUUGGAUCCUAUCUUGACAGACGACAGCAUCAUCAGAGUUGGGGGACGGUUGCGGAAUGCCCCGGGAGAUACAUCAAACCAUCCACCCAUAUUGCCAAAAGACAACCAUGUAGUCUCUCUUAUCAUGAAGCACUACCAUCUGGAAUCUGGUCACUCGGGAAGAGAGUAUGUUCUGUCACUGAUACGACAAAAAUUCUGGGUCAUCAAGGCUAGAUCCAUUUUGCGCAAGGUUUUGAGCAGUUGCUUUGAAUGUAGGCGAAGGUCUGUAGUUCCAGUCCAGCAGAAGAUGGCAGACCUACCAUCUGACAGGGUUACCCCACACAGACCACCAUUCUCAUUUGUUGGAGUCGAUUGUUUUGGACCGUUUCUAGUGAAACAGGGUAGGAACCAGAUCAAACGGUACGGUUGCAUAUUCACGUGUCUUGCAUCUCGAGCGGUGCACAUAGAGGUUUUGCAUACACUGGAUACAGAUUCCUUCAUAAACGGCAUGCAGAGAUUUGUCUGUCGACGAGGACAACCGAUAGAGCUGAGGUCCGAUAAUGGCUCUAACUUCAUUGGAGCUGAGCGUGAGCUAAAGGAAGCUUGGAAAGGGUUGAGUCAAGAGAAGGUUGACAAGUUCCUUCUUAAGAAAGGAAUCCAGUGGAAGUUCAACCCCCCGAGCGCUUCCCACAUGGGGGGCGUCUGGGAAAGACAAAUUAGGUCGACACGCAGGCUGUUGAGUUCACUGAUGACAGAACAGGUAGUGAGCGAUGAAACCUUGUCGACUGUAAUGUGUCUAGUCGAAAGUAUCAUAAACAACAGGCCAAUUACCACCGUCUCAGACGACAUCAACGACUUGGAACCACUCACUCCAAAUCACCUGCUACUUCUUCGUGGUGCGCCACAUUCCCUUGGUGAAUUCGACAAAAAGGAUAUGUACUCGCGGAGAAGAUGGAAGCAAGCGCAAUACCUUGCUGAUGUAUUUUGGAGAAGAUGGAUCCGGGAAUAUCUCCCCUCACUGCAAAAAAGACAAAAAUGGCUUGAACCCCAAAGGAGCAUCAUGGUUGGCGACUUGGUACUUAUUGUUGACAAUGACCUCCCUAGAAACAAAUGGCUUCUUGGGCGUGUUCUUGAAACUUACCCAGGGAAGGAUCAGCUUGUAAGAGUGGUCAAAGUAAAAACCAAGUCAUCCAUUCUGACUAGGCCAGUUCAGAAGUUGUGCCUCUUAGAGUCAGUAAAUAAAGAGCAGUGAACCAUCUGGUAUUCAUCAGGGAUUUACAGCACGGAUUUACAGCUUAAAUCAAACCCUAACAUUCCAGCAUCAAGUUUCUUGUAAGGAUAUGUGUAUUUGUCCAUUGUAAUUUGAAUGGUGUUAUUGUUGGGAUUAUGUAAUCAUUUUUUCCGUGCUUAAAGGUAUAUAACAUUCGGUUUGUUGAAAUGGUCGCAUUUUGCUUAAUGAUAUAGUUAUGUAGUAAAUGCCUUAUUAAGUAUGUAAUGGCAUUUAAGGGGUCGGAAUGUUAAGUCAGAAUGCUCCUUUAUAGGUAAAUUUAUUGUUUGUUAUAUUUCAAUGAUAGAGGGCGCUGUUACAAUUGUACUGUAAUCUAGAACUUCCCGGUCACGCUUUGCAGUCGCCAUAUUUCGUGUUUCGUUUCCACGUCAUCCCAAAGUCGUAAGUGAAAUAUGCAUAACUUGUCAUUUGUAAUUCCUUUAUUUGGUUAUUAUAGACAUUCUUUGGGUUGUGGGAUAUGUUUAAGGCAUUUAUUUUGGGGAAAAAA
This is a messenger RNA of Acanthaster planci (crown-of-thorns starfish), 6131 nucleotides long. RefSeq lists its product as uncharacterized. NCBI's taxonomy places the organism in Eukaryota, Metazoa, Echinodermata, Asteroidea, Valvatida, Acanthasteridae. Gene Ontology annotation, biological process: DNA integration. The record is from RefSeq and is a predicted model, not a curated record. Gene Ontology annotation, molecular function: zinc ion binding; nucleic acid binding.